UAUAGACAGAGGGAAAGGGCGUAUAGACAGUGGGAGAGGGGUGUAGUGGGCGAAGGGCGUAGAGACAGUGCGCGAAGGGCGUAGAGACAGUGCGCGAAGGGCGUAGAGACAGUGGGCGAAGGGCGUAGAGACAGUGGGCGAAGGGCGUAGAGACAGUGCGCGAAGGGCGUAGAGACAGUGCGCGAAGGGCGUAGAGACAGUGCGCGAAGGGCGUAGAGACAGUGGGCGAAGGGCGUAGAGACAGUGGGCGAAGGGCGUAGAGACAGUGGGCGAAGGGCGUAGAGACAGUGGGCGAAGGGCGUAGAGACAGUGGGCGAAGGGCGUAGAGACAGUGGGCGAAGGGCGUAGAGACAGUGGGCGAAGGGCGUAGAGACAGUGCGCGAAGGGCGUAGAGACAGUGGGCGAAGGGCGUAGAGACAGUGGGCGAAGGGCGUAGAGACAGUGCGCGAAGGGCGUAGAGACAGUGGGCGAAGGGUGUAGAGACAGUGGGCGAAGGGCGUAGAGACAGUGGGCGAAGGGCGUAGAGACAGUGGGCGAAGGGCGUAGAGACAGUGCAGCUGAGCGUAGGAGGUGCAGGGCAUCCACAUGAUUUUUAUUGAUUUUAAAUCAGUUAUUGGGGGGGAUGAAUCGACCUGUUCUGAAUGUUGUGGGGGGACAUUUCUCCCCAGCCAAUUACAAGCGUUAUUUACUUUACUUUCCUAUGAACUUUGAUACCUUUUCAAAAAGUGAUUUUUUGCCCACCUUCCCUACAGAAUCCCAUGCUCCAUCCAUGACAGUGUGGGGGUCCAGAGUGAAGCGCUGCAUGGGGCCUAACGUCUACACGGCUCCCCCAGAUGGUGGCUGGGGCUGGGUGGUGGCGGUCUCCUUCUUCCUGGUGGAAGUGUUCACCUACGGAGUCAUCAAGAGCCUGGGCAUCUUCCUCCAGGACCUGAUGGAGGAGUUUGGGGAGAGCAACAGCCGAGUCUCUUGGAUCAUCUCCAUCUGUGUCUUCGUCAUGGCCUUCACUGCUCCUCUCGCUUCUGUGAUGACCAACCGGUUUGGCUUUCAGACAGUUGUUAUGAUUGGUGGACUCCUCGUCUCCAUAGGAACCAUCGCCAGUGGCUUCACCAAAUCCAUCAACGAGAUGUACAUCACCAUCGGACUCUUUGCAGGUCUGGGGUACUGUCUGACCUUCCUGCCCACCAUUACUCUCCUGUCCCAGUACUUCUCCCACCGACGCUCCCUGGUCACAGCUGUCGCCUCCACAGGAGAGUCCUUCUCUGUGUUCGCCCUCGCCCCAGCCUUCUCUGCUCUGAGGGACUGUAUCGGCUGGCGUUACACCCUGGUGGUGAUCGGAGCUCUACAGGGCAUCAUCAUCAUCUGUGGAGUUCUGCUAAGACCCAUCAUCAUCAGACCUGGACCAGCCACGACGACAGAAACUGAUGGACUGGCUGACAAAGAGCUGAAGGCUCUGGAUACUCUGGGAACACAGGAGGAGUACUACAGUAAGGAGAGGUUGUACACUAAGGGCAGUUCAUAUGCUAAGGAUGGGUCUUACACACUGCAGAGGGAUAGCAAGCUGGCUCAUCGUUUCUCCCUGAGCUCUGGAGAGUCUGAAAACUCUGAAGUUCAGUUCCUCCAUCACCAGGUCCUGAAGGACGGCAGUAAGGCAGGGGAGGAGAUAGAGGAGGAGGGGGCGUCUUCACAGAGGUGCUUAGGAAGCAAGGAGAAGGAGAUGGAGAAGGAUGAGGAGACGGAGGAGAAGGAUAUGGAGCAGACACAAACACUAUCCCACCAGAAACUCCUUGACUUCUCCAUGUUAAGAGAAGGCAGCUUCAUCUGCUACGCUCUCUUCGGCCUUUUUGCCACAUUGGGUUUCUUCGCCCCUCAGCUCUACAUCAUCGAGCUGAGUGUGAACCGCGGCGUGAAGCGUGACCGCGCCGCCCACAUGCUCUCCGCCAUGGCCUUUGCCGAGAUCUUCGGCCGCCUCUCCAUUGGUUGGGUGCUAGGCAGGAAGCUGUUCAGAGGCAGGAAGCCCCUGGUGCUGCUGGGAUGUGUAGUUCUGCUGUGCCUGGUGCUGGUGGCCUUUACCCUGGUGUGGGAGUUCUGGGGCCUGGCCGUGUGUUGUGGGUUCUAUGGGUUUUUUAUAGGCACCGUGUCAUCGACACAUAUACCCAUGCUGGCAGAGGAGGAUGUGGUGGGCAUAGAAAGGAUGUCGUCAGCUGUGGGGGUCUAUGUGUUUAUACAGAGCUUCGCUGGGCUGGCGGGACCACCUCUGGGAGGUGUUCUUGUGGACCUGACUCAGAACUACGGCUCAGCGUUCUACUCCUGUGCGGUGGGUAUGGGUCUAGGGGCUGUGUUCCUGGGUCUGGUACGACCAGCCAAGAGAGGCCUGCUCUGCUGCAGCACAACCAGGCCUCAGAGCAUUUCGUAUUAUUCUGUAUGUAAAUCCGAGACACUACAUUUACUAUGAUAUGUUACAUUUCGUACGGUAUGUAUUAAUUUGUGGAUGUCCAUCAUCCAUAUCUUAUGAUAUGGUACAAAUUACAAUUCAUAUUUUAUGUUAUGAAUUUUUUAAACGAAUGAUAUGUUACGAAUUCUCACUAGGUGGCCAGAUUACUAACAUUAGCUAGCUCGCUAACAUUAGCUAGGCUAGGAGUUAGGGUUAAGGUUAAAAUUUAGGAGUUAGGAUAAAUGGUUAGGGUUAGCUAAAAUGGUUAAGGUUAAGUGAAGAGUUAGUUAAAAGGGUUAGAGUUUUUACUUGCAGAAUAAUACGAAGUGCUCUGAGACCAGGUUGUGCAGCAGGAGGGGGGAUCAGAACCUCCCAGAACCCAUGCAGGUGGGGCCAGGGAACCCUGUACCUCAGCGAGAGGGGAAGGAGGCCCAGGACAGAGACAGUCCUCAGGACUUCCUAGAAGUUGACCUUGAUUUGGACCAGAAAACGUUACUGAAAAAGGCCAACAGAUGACAAUCUCUACUUGAAAAGACAUCAAAGGUCAGAAGGAAAUCCCAUAAGAGUCUGAACUGAAGUCUCAGUUAAACUAGUGCUGAUUGAGAUAAGUCAGACAAAUGUGUGAAUAAAGAUCUAGACUGCCACGGACUAUCUAUCCUGUGAUUUCAGAUCUGGUUUCGGGAGAGUGGCUCACACUGAACAAAUGAAAUCCCAAUCACGGCCAGUUGUGACACAGCCUGGAAUCGAACCAGGGUGUCUGUAGUGACGCCUCAAGCACUGAGAUGCAGUGCCUUAGACCGCUGCGCCAUUCGGGAGCCCAUGAACAUGAACACACUGUUUUGGCUCAUGGUAUUGUAAGAGAGGAUACAAACAAUAUGUAGAUGCAUGAAGUCAGCUGUGAAGAAAUAAUAACACCAUGACAUCAUGUUGUAUUCAAUUACUUUUUAAACUUCACUUUACAUUUUUUAGACUAAGCAAUCACUUGGUACUAAUAAAAAAUAAAUAUCACAA
This is a messenger RNA of Salvelinus fontinalis (brook trout), 3442 nucleotides long. Its product is annotated as monocarboxylate transporter 7-like. NCBI's taxonomy places the organism in Eukaryota, Metazoa, Chordata, Actinopteri, Salmoniformes, Salmonidae. The transcript has 5 exons. The coding region runs from base 623 to 2452 and encodes 609 amino acids. The record is from RefSeq and is a predicted model, not a curated record. Gene Ontology annotation, biological process: transmembrane transport; monocarboxylic acid transport. Gene Ontology annotation, molecular function: monocarboxylic acid transmembrane transporter activity.